Mustela erminea (ermine) is the source of this 2366-nucleotide messenger RNA. Its product is annotated as N-acetyllactosaminide alpha-1,3-galactosyltransferase. The transcript has 11 exons. The record is from RefSeq and is a predicted model, not a curated record. Gene Ontology annotation, cellular component: vesicle; membrane; Golgi apparatus. Gene Ontology annotation, biological process: carbohydrate metabolic process. Gene Ontology annotation, molecular function: hexosyltransferase activity. NCBI's taxonomy places the organism in Eukaryota, Metazoa, Chordata, Mammalia, Carnivora, Mustelidae. The coding region runs from base 330 to 2105 and encodes 591 amino acids.
GUGGGGGCGGCGGGGACGAGAAGCGGGCCACCGCUCCGGCCCUGCCCUGUUUCUGCCCUGCCUGUGUCCUCGCUUUUGUUCUUGUCGCUAUCACUCUGCCCCAGUCCCUGUCCCCAUCCUGUCCCUGUCUGCAUCCUGUCCCCGUCAUUGCCUCUGCCCAGCCUACAGACUCGCCAGAGGGGCUGCGGGUGGGGUUCUCCCCACGCGGUCCGCGGGAUGCGGGCGGGAGAGAGGAGGCUUUGGGGGAGGGCACGGCGGUAGGACCCCCGUCCCUGAGGAAUCUGGAAAGGAGUGAGGGGUCUGUCCCCUCCUGUCGGGCGGGACAGAAGAUGGCUCUGGCCCAGGACCGGACGGCGGGAAGCAGGAGGAAGGCGAGGAGGGUGUCAAUGCGGCUCCUCCCCGCCCCCUCGCCCAGGAAGGAGAGGAGACCCGGCGGCUGCUUCCGUGGCUUUGCUUGUCGUUUGCGCGCCUUCUGGCUCCUGCACAGGCCUCGUUGUCUCCUCCGUUUACCUGGAAAUAGCAGCCGGCGGAAGCAGCCAGUGAGGAAACUGAGGCCGGGCGUGGUUCCGGACCACUCUGUGAGGAGCAGAGGGAGGCAGCGCUGCCCACCCCUCCCAUGCCCCUGGAGGGGAGAGACUAGCACUUCUCACAGGAGACAGACAGAGUCCCCUGUUGCCCGCUCCUCGGGGGCUGUGAUGACUGAGUCCAACCUCCUCUUCACCUGUGAUGUUCAGGACCGAGACGGGAACAGAGCUGACCCCACACCUGGCAUCUUCUACUGCAUCUCAUCGAUCUUCCCAAACAGCCAUCCUCUCCCGGGAGUUGGAAGGCUGCACCUUCCCUUCCUCCCAGCCCUGCCUCCUUCUGCAGAGCGGAGCUCAAUAGAACUUUGUUGUUUUGCCUUUUACUCUGCGGGGAGAGAAGCAGACGAUGAGGAGAAAAUAAUGAAUGUCAAAGGAAAAGUGAUUCUGUCAAUGCUGGUUGUCUCCACUGUGAUUGUUGUGUUUUGGGAAUAUAUCCACAGCCCAGAAGGCUCUUUCUUGUGGAUAUAUCAUUCAAAAGGAGAAAACCAAGAUUCAGAGAGGGAAAAGGUCCCAUCACGGUCGUACUACCGAAACCCAGAAGUUGGUAACAGCAUAAGUCAGAAGCACUGGUGGUUUCCGAGCUGGUUUAACAAUGGGACCCACAUUUACCAAGAAGUGGAGGACACAGAUGAAGAUGGACGAGAGGAAAACAACGGAGAGCUUCAGCUAUCAGACUGGUUUAACCCACAGAAACGUCCAGAGGUGGUGACGGUGACCGGAUGGAAGGCACCGGUCGUGUGGGAAGGCACUUACAACAGCACCGUCCUAGAAAAUUAUUAUGCCAAACAGAAAAUUACCGUGGGUUUGACAGUUUUUGCUGUUGGAAGAUACAUUGAGCAUUACUUGGAGGAGUUCUUAGUAUCUGCCAAUAGGUACUUCAUGGUUGGCCACAAAGUCAUAUUUUACAUCAUGGUGGACGACGUCUCCAGGAUGCCCUUGAUAGAGCUGGGUCCUCUGCGUUCCUUCAAAGUGUUUGAGAUCAAGCCUGAGAAGAGGUGGCAGGACAUCAGCAUGAUGCGUAUGAAAACCAUUGGGGAGCACAUUGUGGCCCACAUCCAACAUGAAGUGGACUUCCUCUUCUGCAUGGACGUGGACCAGGUCUUCCAAGAUAGCUUUGGAGUGGAGACGCUCGGCCACUCGGUGGCUCAGCUGCAGGCCUGGUGGUACAAGGCAGACCCCGAUGAGUUUACCUACGAGAGGCGGAAGGAGUCUGCAGCCUACAUUCCAUUCGGCCAAGGGGAUUUUUAUUACCACGCAGCUAUCUUUGGAGGCACACCCAUUCAGGUCUUAAACAUCACCCAGGAGUGCUUCAAGGGAAUCCUCCAGGACAAGAAAAAUGACAUAGAAGCCGAGUGGCAUGAUGAAAGCCACCUAAAUAAGUAUUUCCUUCUCAACAAACCCACUAAAAUCUUAUCCCCAGAAUACUGCUGGGAUUAUCACAUAGGCCUGCCUUCAGAUAUUAAGACUGUCAAGAUAUCUUGGCAGACAAAAGAGUAUAAUUUGGUUAGAAAUAAUAUCUGACUUUAAACUGUGCUGGUAGGCUUCUGAAUUUGAGAGAGUAUGAUUCUGGCAACUUUCUCAGAAGAGUAACACUUAACUUUUAAACAAUACUAACAAAACACCAACACUGCAAAUACUUACUCUUCUUCCUUGUAACUUUGAACUUCACUGUAUGGGAGAAUGAACCUAUGGUAAUCAGGUGUAAAUUCCCAGUGAUUUCUUAUUUAUGCUGGGUUUGGGGGAAAUAAAAAAAAAAAAUUUUUUUUUUUUUACACAGGCAGA